UGCAAUUUUGAACUGACAAAAAAGCUCAUUAGACCUUGGCUAGGCCCAGACUUUGGGCCAGUCUACCAGACUCCCUCCCAGUCGAGUCAGGAGCUAGACCUUACCUUGGCUUGCCAUUUUCAUAACGUUACCUGCUCGCUGUUCCUUCCUCCAUGCUGCCUACGCGACUUGUGGCAGCAUGCAUCUGGCCAGAGCGACGAAAACAACCCAAGAUUAGAACAAAGCUUUAUGGAUGAUACCAAAGGGAUCAAAUCAGAUGUCGCUGACGCUGCAAUGUCAGCCAAUCAAGAUGAGAGAGAUGGGACACAGGAAGAGGUUUCCACAACCUCUGGGACUGUCCCUGUGUCGAAGAACCAGAUGAAGAAGAUGAUGAAGAACGCCGAAUGGAGAGAGAGGAGAACGGCCAAGAGGCUGAAGGAACGGGAGAAGAGAAAGCUGAAGAAGAUCCAGGAGCGAGAAGGAAUGCCGGAGGCCCUGGAUGAUGGGCAAGUCCGCAUCAAGAGACGACGGAUGAACGACCCAGAGGCUAGCGAAAUCCGGGUAGCCAUUGACUGCACCUAUGACCACCUCAUGAAUGACUUGGAGAUCAAGAAGCUGUGUAAGCAGGUGCAGCGAUGCUACGCCGAGAAUCGCAGCCUCACCAACAAGCCGCUGCAGCUGUACAUCUGCGGCUUGGUGGGGCGAUUCCAGCAGAUCAGCGAUCAGGUCAUCACUGGCUACAAAAGCUGGGAUGUUCACUGGAAGACGGAUGGACCUGAGGCAGCAUUCGGCAGGGACAACAUCGUGUACCUGACGUCGGAGUCACCCAAUCUGCUGACAGAACUGCAGACAGACAAGGUGUACGUCAUUGGCGGUCUGGUCGACCACAAUCACUACAAGGGCCACUGCUUUGCACUUGCUCAGGAAAAUGGCUGGUCACAUGCCCAGCUGCCCAUCAGCGACUACAUAAUGCUCAGAGACCGAAAAGUGCUCGCCAUAAAUCACGUCUACGAGAUACUACUUGCCUUCAUCAAAACCAAGGACUGGAAGGAGGCGUUCUUGAAGGUCUUGCCCCAGAGGAAAGUGGCUGCCGUGAAGGAGUCGGCAGAGGUCAAAGGUGGAAGUUCACAUGGUGCCAAGAACCCAGACAAGGUUGAUUUAGCAGCAGACGAGGCAACAGACAAAGACAGUGUGAGCUAGCACAGGUAGAGUCUAAGUUUGGGGCGAUAGAGGAAUCAGAUGGUGCUUUUUCUGCAAUUUAGCAUCAGUUGUAGUUUAUGGGAAGGGUGGACGAUGAAUUUAUUUGACAUUGAAGUUGCGGUGGCGUGGGAAUGGGUCCGAUAGAGAUCUAGGUGGGCUCCAAAUUGAACAUGACCUUGAGCCUCUCGACUGUGAUGCUUUAAUUUUGGGGAAAAAAACACUGGCAGUGGAAUAAGUUAGGAUUUUUUCUCUUUUGAGGGGCCCAGUUUGGGACGAACUGAAUUGUAUUUGUCAAAACCAGUACAUUAUUAUGAAUGAAUUUGAAAAAUCAAGAAAAACAGAAGAUUUGGACGCCCAGGGGCGUGGUUUGGCGACCCCAGCCAUGAACUGGUUUCAGCUCUGGUGUCACUGGUAAAGCGUCGCGAUUUGGUCAUGCCUCUUCCUGUUCCGACCGAGUGAGAACCGAAGGUUGGAAUUGAUUCAGCACCGGUUCAAAAUGGCGGAAAAUAAACGGACAAUUUUUGUCGCCCCUCGAUAUAAGUAAAUUAUUUAUACGUUUUGACAUCACAAACUUGUUCCUGGUUAGGGGUCGCCAAAACACGGCCCAGAACAUGCCCUUUGUACUCGCAUUUUGUUUCAUGCAAGACCUGGAUAUAUCCAAGUCAUGUGGUCAGUGGGGCUCCAAUCGUGUUUCAUUGACUUAUUCGGUACACGCAAUAGUGCAGCCAUCAGUACUGGUUAAAUAUACCAUGGGACUAGGUGCAAAGUAGGCACAGUCGUGGCCGAGCUGAGGAAUUACACGGCGACUUGCACAUGUAGAGGAUUUAUGCGGGCUUUGUAUACAGCAAAUAAUGAAUGUUUGACAUUUGUGAAGUGGAAAGAAUAUUUUCAUUAGGUG
Messenger RNA from Acanthaster planci (crown-of-thorns starfish), 2077 nucleotides. It is a transcript of the gene trmt10a, whose product is annotated as tRNA methyltransferase 10A. Gene Ontology annotation, biological process: tRNA N1-guanine methylation. Gene Ontology annotation, molecular function: methyltransferase activity; tRNA binding. Gene Ontology annotation, cellular component: cytosol; nucleoplasm; nucleus. The record is from RefSeq and is a predicted model, not a curated record. Lineage: Eukaryota; Metazoa; Echinodermata; Asteroidea; Valvatida; Acanthasteridae.